Molecule: messenger RNA, 2388 nt
Organism: Salvelinus fontinalis (brook trout)
Lineage: Eukaryota; Metazoa; Chordata; Actinopteri; Salmoniformes; Salmonidae
Product: integrin beta-1-like
Exons: 15
Coding region: 1-2205 (734 amino acids)
Biological process (GO): cell adhesion mediated by integrin; integrin-mediated signaling pathway; cell migration
Cellular component (GO): focal adhesion; cell surface; integrin complex
Molecular function (GO): fibronectin binding; integrin binding; C-X3-C chemokine binding
Source: RefSeq, a predicted model, not a curated record
AUGGACCUGAAACUACUUCUGAUUUCAACGUUGUUAGGAGUCAUUUGUUUCAGCAGUGCUCAGCAAGAAGGGAACGAGUGCAUCAAGGCUAAUGCCAAAUCCUGUGGGGAGUGUAUUCAAGUGGGAGCGAAAUGUGGCUGGUGCAUGGACUCAGAGUUCCUGGAGCAGGGUGAGGCCACAUCGACCCGCUGUGACGAGCUGGAGUCCCUGAGGAAGAGAGGUUGCAGCUCCACCAAGGUAGAGAACCCCCGAGGCAGCCAGCGGCUCCUGAAGAACAAGGCUGUGACCAACCGCAACAAGGGAGAAGGGAAACUCCAACCAGAGGACAUCACACAGAUCCAGCCACAGAAACUCACCCUUAGCCUCAGAUCGGGUGAACCUCAGUCUUUUAACCUGAAGUUCAAACUUGCUGAGGAUUGCCCCAUUGACCUCUACUACCUGGUGGACCUGUCCUACUCCAUGAAGGACGAUCUGGAAAACGUCAAGAACCUGGGAACACAGCUCGUGCUGGAGAUGUCAAAGAUCACAUCUGAUUUCAGAAUCGGUUUUGGUUCCUUUGUAGAGAAGAAGCUGCUGAACCCCUGUACUGGGGACCAGAACUGCACCAGUCCCUUCAGCUAUAAGAACCUCCUGACGCUGACCAGCAAUGGACAGGAGUUUAACACCCUGGUUGGUGAACAGCAGAUCGAUGGAAACCUGGACUCAUCAGAGGGAGGCUUCGAUGCCAUCAUGCAAGUGGCUGUGUGUGGUGAGCACAUUGGCUGGAGGAACGUCACCCGUCUGCUGGUGUUCUCCACUGAUGCUGGCUUCCACUUUGCUGGAGACGGGAAACUGGGAGGGAUAGUUUUGCCCAACGAUGGGAAAUGCCACCUGGAGAACAACAUGUACACAGUGAGCCACUACUAUGACCACCCCUCCAUCGCUCACCUGGUUCAGAAACUUAGCGACAACAACAUCCAGACGAUCUUUGCCAUCACAGAGGAGUUCCAGCCUGUGUACAUGGAGUUAAAGAAUCUCAUUCCUAAAUCUGCGGUGGGGACACUCUCUGCUAACUCCAGCAACGUUAUCAACCUCAUUAUUGAUGCCUACAAUUCUCUUUCCUCAGAGGUGAUUCUGGAGAACAGCAAGCUACCAGAGGGAGUGACCAUAAUGUACCAGUCACGCUGCAAGAACGGAGUGACUGGUGAGGGAGAGAUGGGAAGAAAAUGCUCCAAUAUCUCCAUCGGUGACGAGGUGUCUUUCACCAUAAGCAUCACAUCUAAGCAGUGUCCUAAAAUGGGCAAACCAGAGACCAUCAAGAUCAAGCCCCUAGGGUUCAAUGAGGAGGUGGAGAUCACUCUGAACUUCAUCUGCGAGUGUGACUGUCACAAAGAUGGCAUUGAGAACAGUGAGAUCUGCCACAAUGGCAACGGGACAUAUGAAUGUGGAGCCUGCAGGUGCAAUAAGGGCCGUAUUGGUAGACAGUGUGAGUGCAGCACCAACGAGGUGACCAGCGAAGACCUGGAUAAGAGCUGCCGUAAAGACAACGGUACAGACAUCUGCAGCAACAACGGAGACUGUGUGUGUGGAACCUGUGAGUGUAAGAAGAGAGUGAACCCAGAGGAACGCUACAGCGGGAUGUUCUGCGAGUGUGACAACUUCUACUGUGACCGCGCCAACAACAAACUCUGUGGAGGACAUGGUCACUGUGAGUGCAGGGUGUGUAUAUGUGAUGCCAACUGGACAGGCAGUGCAUGUGACUGUUCUCUGGACACCACGACCUGCCUGGCUUCCAACAAGCAGAUCUGUAACGGACGAGGCACCUGUGAGUGUGGCGCCUGCAAGUGUACUGACCCAAAGUUCCAGGGCCCCAGCUGUGAGAUCUGUCCUACCUGUCCAGGGGUCUGCGCAGAACACAAGGAGUGUGUUCAGUGCAGGGCCUUUGGGACGGGGGAGAAGAAGGACACGUGUGAGAGAGACUGUAGCUACUUCAACCUGAUCAAGGUGAAGGACAGGGACAAGCUGCCUCAGCCAGGACAGGCCUUCCCCCUGAUGCACUGUAAGGAGAGGGAUGCCAACGACUGCUGGUUCUACUACACCUACGCUGUCAACAACAAGACAGAGAAGGAGGUCCAUGUGGUUGAAACACUAGAAUGCCCUGACAUCAUCCCCACUGAGGCUUCUGGAUCCUCUCAUUAUGGUACAUGGAGAAGACACCAGACCUAAAUGACUGUAUGAGAGAGCAGACUGACCUGACUUGUUACAUAUUAAAGGGGAAUAUAACCAGCACGGGCGAAAACCCUAUCUACAAGCAGUGGCGACCCGUUAUUCAGGGCAGGCAAGCUCCACCCGUUUGCCUGUUUUGCAUGUUAUUUUGGCAUUAAUACAUGUCACAUAUCAGUUUGCAAA